Messenger RNA from Chaetomium globosum CBS 148.51, 1071 nucleotides. RefSeq lists its product as uncharacterized. Gene Ontology annotation, cellular component: Ctf18 RFC-like complex; nucleus; Elg1 RFC-like complex. The transcript is spliced from 3 exons. Gene Ontology annotation, molecular function: DNA clamp loader activity; ATP hydrolysis activity; ATP binding. The record is from RefSeq and is a predicted model, not a curated record. Bases 1 to 1071 code for a protein of 356 amino acids. NCBI's taxonomy places the organism in Eukaryota, Fungi, Ascomycota, Sordariomycetes, Sordariales, Chaetomiaceae. Gene Ontology annotation, biological process: DNA repair; DNA-templated DNA replication.
AUGGCGCUAGCAAAAGGCGAAGAAAAGGGUGAAUCCUCGACCGCCGCCUACAAGGCGCACGCGGCGAAUCCGACCGGCAAUCCCACCUACGAGCUCCCCUGGGUUGAGAAAUACAGGCCCGUAUUUCUCGACGACAUUGUGGGCAACACAGAGACCAUCGAGCGGCUAAAGAUCAUUGCCCGCGAUGGCAACAUGCCGCACCUCAUCAUCUCGGGCAUGCCCGGUAUUGGCAAGACGACCAGCGUGCUGUGCCUGUCGAGGCAAUUACUAGGCGACUCAUACAAGGAAGCGGUGUUGGAGUUGAACGCCAGUGACGAGAGAGGUAUCGAAGUCGUCCGGCAACGAAUCAAGGGCUUUGCCCAAAAGAAAGUCACCCUCCCGCAAGGGCGACACAAAAUCGUGAUCCUCGAUGAAGCCGACAGCAUGACCUCAGGCGCGCAGCAAGCCCUCCGACGAACGAUGGAGAUCUACUCCAACACCACACGCUUCGCCUUCGCAUGCAACCAGUCCAACAAGAUCAUCGAGCCGCUGCAGUCACGCUGCGCCAUCCUGCGGUACGCCAAGCUGACAGACGCGCAGGUGGUCAAGCGGCUGCUGCAGAUCAUCGAGGCGGAGAAAGUCGAGUACAACGACGAGGGGCUGGCGGCGCUGGUGUUCAGCGCCGAGGGCGACAUGCGGCAGGCCAUCAACAACCUACAGUCGACGUUUGCGGGGUUCGGGUUCGUGUCGGCCGACAACGUGUUCAAGGUGGUGGACUCGCCGCACCCGAUCAAGGUGCAGGCCAUGCUCAAGGCGUGCUACGAGGGCAACAUCGACUCGGCGCUCGACACGCUCCGCGAGCUGUGGGACCUCGGCUACUCGAGCCACGACAUCAUCAGCACCAUGUUCAAGGUCACCAAAACCAUCCCGACGCUGAGCGAGCACGCCAAGCUGGAGUUUAUCAAGGAAAUCGGGUUCACGCAUAUGAAGAUCCUGGAGGGCGUGCAGACGCUGUUGCAGCUGAGCGGGUGUGUCGCGCGGCUGUGCAAGCUGAACAUGGACCCGGCGAAGUUUGAGCUGGCUACGAAGUGA